Molecule: messenger RNA, 5606 nt
Organism: Pyrus x bretschneideri (Chinese white pear)
Lineage: Eukaryota; Viridiplantae; Streptophyta; Magnoliopsida; Rosales; Rosaceae
Product: protein NETWORKED 2A-like
Exons: 3
Coding region: 2547-5450 (967 amino acids)
Molecular function (GO): actin binding
Source: RefSeq, a predicted model, not a curated record
CUCUUUCUAACUCUGCAACCUUCACUCUCUCUAAUUCCUUCUCUCCGUCUAUAAGCUGUCUCUCACUCACCUUCACUCACCGAAAGCACCACCACCACCUCGCCGCUGCGACACUGGCGAACUGCACCAACCAACCCUAUCCCGAGCUCUCAUCCCUCUCGUCCUCCAUGUACUAUCACCGGAACACCGAGCCACCAUAACCUCCACUCCGGCGAACCACCUAGAUCACCAUCCCUCCUCAUUUUCAAACCACACGAGUGCAAAAGCACUGCAAACAUCAUGUCUGGGCAGUCACCCCGAGAACCCAGCUACUGCCGUCGAGCCAGAAGCUCCGGCGGGGAGCUGUAGUUUUUCCGAUGAUGAUCUCGUCAAUGCCGCUGAAGAGACCUCGGAGAAAAAGGAUUCUCCAGUUUCCGGCGAGAAACCGGGCCCUUGCAGGCCAUUUUACGGCCAAAUGCGACCACGGACGAGAACCCCAAUGGUAUAUUUCGAUUCCUUGUUCCUUGGGCUUCAAUUUGAUAUGUUCGGUUGCUAGUUUUAGUUGAGAUUUGAAGCUAAACGAAGCCGGGGAAGUUUCCCUGCUAAAUUUCCCGAUUCCGGUGUUCUUCUUCAUUUGGGUCGGCGGGUGCGACUCGCUAGCCCAAUUAGGUCCGACCCGACCCGAUUGAAAAAAGCCCAAACCGGAUCCAAAAACCGGCCCAAGCCCAUGACCCGUUAACCCUACCCAGAUCCUCAAGACCGACCCGGUACAAGAAAGAAAAAGAAAGAAAGGGGCCAAAACCCAAACCCGGGCCAAACCUAAAGCCCAAACCUUUAGGCCUUUGUUCCAGCCCAGGUCCACUUCAGAUUUUGGAGGGAAUAUUCUGUUAACCUCCCUGUUAAUUUUUACAGAAUAUUCCAUUUGAGAAUGAAAUAUUCCGUUAAAGUUAACUGUUGACUAUUAGUUGACUUUUCGAAAUUUUCUUGGAAACCCUCCUAGUUAUUAUAUGUUUGCAUGGUGUCUCUUAUUUAUUUGUACUGUCCUAGGCUAAAGACUAGCUUCAUGUAUCAUGCUCACGUGAUGUAGUACUAGAAUGUAAAACCUACACCGAGCCUAUUCCAUUGUUUGAUUUCCUCUAAAGUGGACUUGUGUGCCUACAUAAAUUAAUGAAGCAUUAUAUUCUGAUAAUAACGGUUUGAGAUUUAAUGUUGAGAUACCUUGUUGUUGUACCAUGCAUCUUUGACUCACUUUUUUUUGUAGGGUACCUACUACAUACUAUUAUUAUAAUAUUUUUUGGAAAACUAUAUUCUUGUUUUACAGCGAGGGGUUACACUUUUCAAAAAGGUUUUACAAAACUUUAUUUUCAGGCCCAUUCAUCCUUAUUUUUCGCCUCUUUAGUGGUAGAGGUUUCAUGACGACGAAGAUUGUUGGUAAAGGUUGUCAUGUAGGAGACUUCUCCUUUCAGUAUAAAUGUCCUUACGCUUCUUUUACUACGAUUUAUCUAUGCUUUGACAUCACUUGUGUGAUAUAGGUUCAAUCCCGUUCACAUGCACACUCUAAAUUAAUCACUUUUAGGUUUAAAUUUAUUGACAUUUUCCACAUCACUACAUUUUAUGGCUUCGUCACCUUCCAAGUGUUGGCCACAUUUCGGGUUUGGGUGUGUCACAAUUUGUAAUAGAAAUGCUAGAGACAAAAUUUAGAUGUACAAGCCCAAUUUUAUAUCAUUUUUAAUCAACAGAGAGAGAGAGAGAGAGAGAGAAAGAGAGAGAGAGGAGUUUAGAACCUUGAAUUUCUUCCAAUAUUGUGAAGAAAAGUACCACUAGAUCACCUAGAGCUUAGUUGGGGGCACACUACGUUAGCCAACCGGUCGUUAACUAGCGCCCAUGUGUGUCCAGAACGUGGCUUUUGGCAUCACAUUACCUCGUUCCUUGUCAUUAAUUUUCACGAACUAGUUGGGAAACAAGAAACAUAUUAUACUAGUAAUUAAAAUGCGAAAUAUUUGUCCUAGAACAUUCCACAGAACAUAAUCAUAUAUUAACCAGUCACUAAAAACUGAUAAACAUUGAACAUAGAAGAAGAUGGAACUCUUCCAAAAAUAGGUAAGUUAUUACCAAAAAAAGGGAACAAGACACGGAUUCCAGCUUGUAUUUUCCAACAAAACAAGAGAAAUAUCCAAAACUAAAUAUUAAUUCAUGGGCUCUCACUUUUUUUCCCGGGGACACUUCCAACCUGGCACGCUCAGGGAAUGCCACGUGGACAGCCUCACAGAGGGCUCUUGCAUUUUUUGAGCUUUUCCAACACCUAUAACUCAGGCGAAGUAUCAUCUCCUCCAAUGUGUGGUCUUGACCAAGCCACCAUUUGUUAGAGCUGUGUGUGAUCAGGUCUCCUAAUCUUUGAUUAAUUCCUUCACUAAUCUUGGGAUCAUGAUUGAUUAAUUAUUUUCUGUCAUUCGAUGCGUUUAGAUUUUGUGUUUAAUGGGUUUCUUCAUGUAAUCUUUGGUUUUGUUUAGAGAGAGAGAGAGAGAGAGAGAGAGAGAGAAGGAGGAGGAGGAGGAGGAGGAGGAGGAAUGUUGCAUAGAGCAGCAAGCAAUGCAUAUUCAUGGUGGUGGGCUAGCCACAUCAGGACAAAGCAGUCCAAAUGGCUCGAACAGAACCUCCAAGAUAUGGAGGAGAAGGUUCAUGAUACAUUGAAAAUCAUUGAUGAAGAUGGGGACUCCUUUGCAAAGAGGGCAGAAAUGUAUUACAGGAAGAGGCCGGAGCUAGUUGCCUAUGUCGAAGAAUCUUUUCGCGCCUAUCGAGCUUUAGCAGAGCGAUAUGAUCACUUGUCAAGAGACCUUCAGAGUGCCAACCGCACCAUUGCCACAGUUUUUCCUGAGCGAGUUCAGUAUGCUAUGGAGGACGAGGAUGAUGAGAUUGCUUCUCAAACAUCAACUUCUUCUGACGGUCCUAACAAAGUGUCACCGGAUGCAUACAAAAACAUUCCAAAAGUCCCCAAGGCCCCCAAAUAUUUGAGGAGCAAAUCCACGUUAUUAUCGAGGAAGGGCACGCUUAAGAGAAAUGCAAGUUCCGCUAAAGCUGCCCUAGCUGCUACUCUGAGGUCGGGGCUGACCAAAGAGGAGGCAUUGGGAGAAAUCGAUAAGCUUCAAAAGGAUAUUUUGGCGCUGCAGACGGAAAAGGAGUUUGUGAAGAUUUUUUUUGAACGCGGAUAUGAUAGGUAUUGGGAGUUUGAAAAUCAGAUCACUGAUAUGCAAAAAAGAGUUUGCAAGUUGCAAGAUGAGUAUGGCAUUGGCACUGUUAUCGAAGACAACGAAGCUCGAACUUUGAUGGCUGCCACGGCUUUAAAGUCAUGCAAAGAUAGCUUAACAAAUCUGCAGGAUAAGAAAGAGAGAUCAGAAGAAGACGCGAGAGUUGAGCGCCAAAGGGUUAGAGAAGCCUGCAAAAAGUUUGAGAGCCUCAGAAAUGAAUUUCGUUCGAAACACAUAGACUGGUGCGAUACUGAUGAGUAUGAUUAUGAGAAUAUUGAUGUAGAAUCAAUAAGUCUGGAUCAAGAAAUACAUGAUGAUCAGGACACGUUGCGUUCUAGGGUUUUGGAACAGCUCGAUACGAAUUCAAACACCUCAAUUUCUAUGACAGAACUAGCAGAGAAAAUUGAUAGACUUGUGAACAAGAUAGUGAGUCUGGAAGCUGCAGUCACUUCUCAGAAUGCUUUAGUAAAUAGAUUAAAAUUAGAAAACGAUGAGCUUCAGGCGCACGCUCGGAGCUUGGAAGAGGAAAAAGAGACUCUAAUGGAAAAUGCGGACAAGAUGAGCAAACGGCUAAAGGAGUUGGAGGAAGAGCUGCGUCGAAUUAGAAAUUUAAACAGAAAAGUGGAAGACCAAAAUAACAACCUUCAAACACAUUUUACAGAAGCUAGCUGUAAUCUUGACCAUUUGUCAGGAAAACUGAAAAGUGUGAAGCACGAAGAGGAGGAUGAGAAUGCCAGACUAUUCCAAGAUGUGAAAGCAGUUGAUGCCAAACCUGAAAAAGAGAUUAAAGAAGAUUCAAAUAAGGUAGUUCUUGAUGACGAUUCGGCGGUCUUGGAAGAUAAAAUGUCAGAAAGUGAAAUUAAGAGAAAGAAUGUUACAAUUCUCGAAACUUCUAUCAAGGAGGAAGACGGAGAAGAAAAGCAAUCAGAUCAACCGAUGCAGCAGGAACAGGGAAAGGCACAAGAUUUGUCCGAGGAUGUUCAUCCACAGGAAUUGGAACUGGAGAAGGAAGAACAGCCAAACUGGAGACAGCUGUUCCUAAAAGGGUUAGAGGAUAGAGAAAAGGUUUUGCUGGAGGAGUAUACUUCAAUUCUCCGCGAUUACAAGGACGCAAGGAGGAAGCUCGGCGAAGUGGAAAAGAAAAACCGGGAUAACAUCUUCGAUUUAGCAAUGGAGAUUAGGGAAUUAAGGGGUGAUGUUGCCUCCAAAGACAAUGAGAUUAAACUUUUGAAGCAAAAACUCGGCUCCCCAGAAACAAAUCCGGAGGACAGUCCUGCGACAGUAUAUAAAUUUCCAACUCAGGAAGGCCCCCUUGAGAGUCCAACUCAAGUCGUUGCAUCCCCAUACUCAACUGUUGCAUCACCAAAUUUGGAUAAAGAGAUGAUUUCUAGCUACCUUGAUGAACAAGGAACAGAGAAAUUUGAGGACUCAUCAGGAAACUCAAAGGUCUUACUGAGAAAGGAGGAAGAGAGAAUAAUGAGGAGAAGACAUACUGUUAGACCCCAUUCUGUUUCAGCAAUAGAAGGAAGGUUCCGUUCAGACAUUGAUGAGCUGUUGGAGGAAAAUUUAGAAUUUUGGCUGAGGUUUAGUACCUCGGUUCAUCAGAUACAAAAAUUCCACACUUCGAUACAGGAUUUACAGUCUGAGUUGUUGAAACUCAAGAACAAAAAGAAGCAUGAUGGACAUGCUUUACAAUCGGAUGCUAGGCCAAUAUACCGACACCUAAGAGAGAUACAAACGGAACUGUCAUUAUGGUUGGAACACAAUGCAGUACUAAAAGAUGACUUACAGGGUAGAUUAUUAUCCUUGUGCCAUAUUCAAGAUGAGAUAUCGAGACUCUCCAGUUUAAGCUCCGAAGGAGAAAAUAUGGAGCUUAUAAGCAAAUAUCAGGCGGCAAAGUUUCAAGGCGAGGUUCUCAACAUGAAGCAGGAGAAUAAUAAGGUUGCAGAUGAGCUACAGGCAGGCCUUAACCGUGUUGAUGGACUCAAGGUUGAGGUCGAAAAGACACUAGCAAGACUCGAUGGGGAACUUGGGAUUUCGGUAUCAAAGAGCAUUAACAACCCCAAACGCUCAAUGAGUAAGUCUCGAAUUCCCUUGCGGUCUUUCUUGUUUGGGGUUAAGUUGAGAAGGCAAAGGCCAUCAAUCUUUUCCUGCGCCAGCCCGUCAUUACAGAAACAGCACAGUGAUUUAGGAGCAGCUGUGCCGCCUCCAGAACAACCUAUGUAGAUGAUAUGUUUUAUGAUCUACUUUUAUGUUUUUAGUUUUAAUGUCUUUAAACAUUGUUGCACACAGGAACCCAUUAAGUUCAUUGUGUUAGUUUUGUAUUUGUAUUUUUUAUAUUGUUGUAUGAUACUUAUUUAGAAUCUUCUCUUAUUUGCAUAA